Messenger RNA from Xenia sp. Carnegie-2017, 459 nucleotides. Its product is annotated as kelch-like protein diablo. The transcript has 3 exons. The record is from RefSeq and is a predicted model, not a curated record. The coding region runs from base 1 to 459 and encodes 152 amino acids. Gene Ontology annotation, molecular function: protein binding. Lineage: Eukaryota; Metazoa; Cnidaria; Anthozoa; Malacalcyonacea; Xeniidae.
AUGUCACGUUCAUAUUCUCCCAAGUUAGACAGGCCAAUGCCCAUUUCUGUGGAAAGUAUCAGUUAUACUGAUGUUGCCCAUUUCAAAGAACUUGGAAAAAUGUUUCAUGGCUUAAGAGAAAAUGAUGAGCUAUGUGAUAUAACACUUCUUGUGAAUGACAAAACCAUCAAAGCUCAUAAAAUAAUACUCUCAGCUGCAAGUCCCUAUUUUAAAGCCAUGUUUACAGGUGGACUAUCGGAAUGCGACAAAAAUUGCAUUACUAUGCAUCAGAUAGAUGGCAAUAGUCUCGUGCAAAUAAUUCAGUUCUUUUAUACAUCUGAAAUGAAAAUCAACAAAGAAAAUGUACAGAAUCUUUUGUCUGCUGCAAGCUUGCUUCAAGUCUCCAGUGUGCUUGAUGGCUGUUGUGAAUUCUUUAAGCGAAAUUUAAGUGAUGACAAUUGCUUGGAACAUCAAGGUUAG